AUGGCCAAAGUCGAGCAGAAUGCCUGCCUCAUCGUCAUUGAUGGUUGGGGCAUCCCUUCGGCCGAAUCGCCCAAAGACGGCGAUGCUAUUGCAGCUGCCGAGACGCCCGUCAUGGACGCGUUCUCCAAGAGCAAGACGGGUUUCACGGAACUCGAGGCUUCCUCGCUUGCCGUCGGCCUGCCCGAGGGCCUGAUGGGCAACUCCGAGGUUGGCCAUCUCAACAUUGGUGCUGGUCGCGUCGUCUGGCAGGACGUCGUGCGCAUCGACCAGGCCAUCAAGAACAACACGUUCUCGUCGAACGACGUGAUCAGCGAGACGCUGAACCAGGCCAAGAACGGCAAUGGGCGUCUGCACCUGUGCGGCCUCGUGUCGCACGGCGGUGUUCACUCUAAGCAGGAGCACCUCUACUCGCUUCUGCGCGCCGCCAAGGCCGCAGGUGUGCCCGAGGUGUACAUCCACUUCUUCGGCGACGGCCGCGAUACGGACCCCAAGUCGGGCCUGGGCUACCUCAAGGAGCUCCUGGCCACGGCCAAGGAGAUUGGCGCUGGUGAGAUCGCCACGAUUGUCGGCCGGUACUACGCCAUGGACCGCGAUAAGCGGUGGGAGCGCACCGAGCUGGCCCUCAAGGGCCUGGUGCUCGGCGAGGGCGAAGCGAGCGAGGACCCCGUCAAGACGAUCGAGGCGCGCUACGCCGCCGGCGAGAACGACGAGUUCCUCAAGCCCAUUGUUGUCGGUGGCGAGAAGCGCCGCAUCAAGGACAAGGACGUUGUCUUCUUCUUCAACUACCGCUCGGACCGCGUCCGCCAGAUCGUGCAGCUGCUCGGCGACGUCGACCGGUCCCCGCGCCCCGACUUCCCCUACCCCAAGGACAUCACGCUGGUCACCAUGACCCAGUACAAGCUGGACUUUCCAUUUAGCAUUGCCUUCAAGCCGCAGCACAUGGGCAACGUGCUCGCGGAGUGGCUCGGCAAGCAGGGCGUGCCCCAGGUGCACGUCGCCGAGACGGAGAAGUACGCACACGUGACAUUCUUCUUCAACGGCGGUGUUGAGAAGGCGUUCCCGCUCGAGGACCGCGACGAGUCGCAGGAUCUUGUACCCUCCAACAAGAGCGUGCCCACGUACGACAAGGCGCCCGAGAUGUCGGCAGCGGGCGUGGGCGAGCAGGUGGCCAAGCGCCUGGGCGAGCACAAGUACCCGUUUGUCAUGAACAACUUUGCGCCGCCGGACAUGGUCGGCCACACGGGCGUGUACGAGGCGGCGAUUGUCGGCUGCGCUGCGACGGACAAGGCCAUUGGCACCAUCUACGAGGCGUGCAAGAAGGAGGGCUACGUCUUGUUCAUCACGGCCGACCACGGCAACGCCGAGGAGAUGAAGUUUUCCGACGGCAAGCCCAAGACCUCGCACACCACCAACAAGGUGCCGCUGAUCAUGGCCAACGCGCCCGAAGGCUGGCGCCUGCGCACCGACGUGGAGGGUGUGCUGGGCGACGUUGCACCGACGGUCCUGGCCGCCAUGGGCCUGCCGCAGCCCGAGGAGAUGACUGGUCAGAGCUUGCUUGUCAAGGCAUAA
This is a messenger RNA of Sporothrix brasiliensis 5110, 1569 nucleotides long. RefSeq names its product phosphoglycerate mutase. The record is from RefSeq and is a predicted model, not a curated record. Bases 1 to 1569 code for a protein of 522 amino acids. Gene Ontology annotation, cellular component: cytoplasm. The transcript has 3 exons. NCBI's taxonomy places the organism in Eukaryota, Fungi, Ascomycota, Sordariomycetes, Ophiostomatales, Ophiostomataceae. Gene Ontology annotation, molecular function: manganese ion binding. Gene Ontology annotation, biological process: glucose catabolic process.